CCCCUUGAAUUACACUGUUUCGUUUGAGUAGUUCACAGGUAGCGCGACCUGUCUCAUAGUGUUUAUUUUCAAUGGCUAUUAAACGCUGUAAAUCAAAAUGACAUCGUGUACUGUUGGAUGUCUUCAAUCGAAGAAGGUUCGGAAAUGAUAUUUCCACAUGCUUAAAAUAGGAGAGCAGGUGUUUUUCCUCGCAGACGAUGGCCAGUCACAUGGUAAAGGUGCAAAUGCUGUGGUCAGCCAGGUUCACCACUACCUCAACACAUACGGUCUUGGCGAACAGCAUGCUCACUUUCAGUGUGACAACUGUUGCGGCCAAAAUAAAAACAACAUAGUCAUCUGGUACCUUCUGUGGAGUUAUUGUAGGUUUACACAGAAUCAUCACACUAAGCUUUAUGUUGAUAAGACAUACAAAGUUUACACCAGAUUGGCACUUUGGCAUCUGGAAUUCAAAGUGGAGAAACUUCAAUGCAGAAAUGUUGUCUGAUGUCGCUGCGUCUGUGGGGUUAUUGUCAAGGACGGGCCACAACAUCCCCCAGCUUGUGGGGGACUCUUCCAAUCCUGUUGUUAUCUAAGACAGGAAGGAUUACCUUUCGACAUUGUUUCACCACAUAAAGAAUGGCACUAAAUUUCAUCAAUUUCCAUGUGUCAGCGGAUCAUCCUGGUGUUGUGGAGUGCAGGGAAUUUAGUGACUCACCAGUAGUCAGAAUCACUCUCAGGAAGGUCUCGAAAGUGAAUGUUAAUGUGAGCUGUGACAACCUGCCAUAAGAAAUGUUUGCGAAAGGGCUUGAUCUGGACCAUCAGUGGUAUUUAUUUGAAAACAUUCGUGAAUUCUGUCGAAUAGAUGAACCAAAAACUUGACAUGUCCGAAACUCGCUACUGGAGAGCAACAAAAAACAGACUGUGCCUUCCCCCCCAAAAAAAGAAGAUGCAUUAAGAUGCGCAUCUGAUCUUCUCUGAUAAUGCCACAACAAUUACAUACAUCAUGUAUCAGUGUUUAUUUUGGCCAAGGUAUUGGGUGAUAUAUUUUCCCCCAAACAAUGCAAAAAAUCCUCUAUUCCUAGGAAAGCUAAAACAUGUAUACGAGUGCUAAAUGUGUCAGUUGAUACAGGUUUUGAAAUGUUCAAUGCAAACAUUUGUUGUUCUAAUUGCACAAGCUUGUUUUCAAGUUUUUUAUAUCUCAUAUUUACAAAACAAAAAUCAUUUUUUCCAUGUAACCAUACAAUUGUUUUCACCUUAUGGACACAGACUGCCUUUCCGAAAAACUGGAAAAAAAUCAGUGUGAAUAUUGUAUUUAUUUAUGUUUUACAAUGAAAAUCCUAUAUUUUUGUUUGUUUGCUUCAUUGUUUCCAUAGUAACAAAAACAAACAUUUUUUAUGUUUAAGUUAUUGUUUAUUUUGUCUAUUUUUCUCUAUCAGUAAUAAAGAUAAAUAAUGAUUAUUUCAUUUACUGAAACAUUUAGUAUCCAAGUGUACUUUCAACCAACACUUUUCAAUGCUGUUUUUUUCCAUUCUGUUGUGUUUGAGGUUACAUUAUACUUAAAUACAAAUGUAACUGAAUAAAAAAGGACAUUGGUCAUGGAACACACAAAUUAUUGAAUGUUAUUGUUUAACUAGUUACAAAACAGUGAAAUUAAUGUUGUGUUUGCCUUUAAACAAACAUUUGAUUGAAAAUACAAUUAAUAGAUUUAUAAAAGGCGUGAUUGUGUGCUCUGGUGAUUAUUAACAUGUAGAUCGGUUACCAUAUCAACACAAAUGGUACAUUUUAAAUGUCCAUAAUGCUGUUGUCAGUUUAUUGCACUAUAAUUAUAUAUUUGACUAAAGGAAAGAUUAUUGUUUUAAUAAAACAAUGUGCUUGUUGUUUGAAUGUUUUCGUUGUUUUUUUGUAUUAAAUGAUAACUUUUAGUGACGGUAAAAUGAAAGGUUGGUCACUUUGGAACGUCAUAAAAUUAGUUUUGAAUGUGAUAAAUAAAAAAUCUAAAUCAUUUUUGUGAACUACAAUGUUUAGAGAAUCCAAAAUUGCCAAAAAGUCAAAAUGUGAUUUUUUGAACACAAGACUGAUUUUCCCAGCUUUGGUCACAUAUAC
Messenger RNA from Dreissena polymorpha, 2082 nucleotides. RefSeq lists its product as uncharacterized. The coding region runs from base 158 to 484 and encodes 108 amino acids. Lineage: Eukaryota; Metazoa; Mollusca; Bivalvia; Myida; Dreissenidae. The record is from RefSeq and is a predicted model, not a curated record. The transcript has 4 exons.